UUGUGGAACGCCGUGUAUCAGCUGCUGGUGGAACUGUAGACGUGUACAUACAGAGUGGUUUGUAUUUGAUAAGUUUGGCUUUCCAGUCAAAUCUAAGUGUGUUGAACUGAACGUUAUUCAGCGUGCAGGAGCGAUGGCCACCGUCGAAGAGCUGAAGCUACGAAUCCGUGAAUUAGAAAACGAGCUAAUAAAGUGUAAACAGCAGCGAAGCCAAGAGAAUCUUCCAAACCCAGUGCUUCGAGCAAAGAUUGAGAAGAUGAGCGCUGAAGUGGUGGAUUCAAACCCAUAUAGCCGGCUCAUGGCGUUGAAACGCAUGGGAAUAGUUGAAGACUACGAGAAAAUCCGCUCGUUUGCUGUGGCCGUGGUGGGAGUGGGAGGGGUGGGCAGUGUCACUGCUGAGAUGCUCACCAGAUGUGGCAUUGGUAAGUUGUUGUUGUUUGAUUAUGACAAAGUGGAGCUGGCCAAUAUGAACCGCCUCUUCUUCCAGCCGCAUCAAGCAGGGCUCAGCAAAGUGGAGGCGGCAGAGCACACACUGAGGAAUAUCAAUCCAGAUGUUAUAUUUGAGACGCACAAUUACAACAUCACUACUAUGGACAACUUUACACAUUUCAUGGACCGCAUCAGUAAUGGCGGCCUUCAAGAAGGAAAGCGUGUGGAUUUGGUGUUGAGUUGUGUGGAUAAUUUUGAGGCUCGAAUGGCCAUUAACACGGCUUGUAACGAGUUGGGUCAGACAUGGAUGGAGUCUGGAGUGAGUGAGAAUGCCGUGUCUGGACACAUACAGCUCAUCAUUCCAGGGGAAACAGCAUGUUUUGCUUGUGCCCCUCCACUGGUAGUGGCAGCGAACAUCGAUGAGAAGACUCUAAAGAAGGAUGGGGUGUGUGCCGCCAGUCUACCCACCACCAUGGGCGUUGUUGCUGGGAUCCUGGUGCAGAAUGUCUUAAAGUAUCUGCUCAGGUUUGGAACCGUGAGCUUUUACCUGGGCUAUAACGCCAUGCAGGACUUUUUCCCUACGAUGUCCAUGAAAGCCAACCCUCAGUGUGAUGACAGACACUGCAGGAGGCAACAGGAGGAGUACAUAAAAAAAGAAGCUGAGCAUCCCAAACAGGAAGUAGUGGAGGAGGAAGAGGAAGUAGUGCACGAAGAAAAUGAGUGGGGUAUAGAGCUGGUGUCUGAGAUCACAGCGGCGGAGCUUCAGGAUGCAUCAGGUCCAAAGCCAGAUUUACCACAGGGCAUAACUGUAGCCUACACCAUCCCCAAUAAGGAUGUAAAGUCAGGAGAGACCGUGGAAGAGACGGACCAGAGUCUAGAGGAGUUGAUGGCUCAAAUGAAGAAGCUGUAGAGGCAGAUGGUCUCCUGAUUUUUCAUACAGACACAAGUUCCUCUCACUGUGUUCUGAGGCGCUACAAUACAUGAAAUCAAUAUACACAAUUGUCAGGUUAAAAAAAAAACUCUUUACUUACAAAGACAUUACAGCUGCAGCUAAUGGAACAUACUGACCAAGAUUUCUCCAUUCAUCUACAUUUUCCAAUGCCUGUCUAAAAAUAUAAAUGGGGAUGCUAAUAUGUAAACACUGUACAUGAAAACUGUGUAUUAAGGAGAUAUUUCAUAAUUGUUUGCCCUCGUCAGUCGUAUUGCUCAACGGUUACUGUGGUCAACUCAAUUGAAAACAAAAUAUCACAGAUGACUGUGAGGAUUAGUUGUUUUUUCCCCCAUCACUGUUAAGUCUUUCUAACUGAACAUUUUCAUUUCAAUUGCUCAAAGAUAUUUGAGCUCCUAGAUGUCCUUGUUCAAUAAAGUAUUUAUUGACAUUCAAGGUAA
Ictalurus furcatus (blue catfish) is the source of this 1818-nucleotide messenger RNA. It is a transcript of the gene uba5, whose product is annotated as ubiquitin-like modifier activating enzyme 5. Bases 134 to 1339 code for a protein of 401 amino acids. Gene Ontology annotation, biological process: protein ufmylation. Lineage: Eukaryota; Metazoa; Chordata; Actinopteri; Siluriformes; Ictaluridae. The transcript is spliced from 12 exons. Gene Ontology annotation, cellular component: cytoplasm; cytosol. Gene Ontology annotation, molecular function: UFM1 activating enzyme activity. The record is from RefSeq and is a predicted model, not a curated record.